Molecule: messenger RNA, 1140 nt
Organism: Trypanosoma rangeli
Lineage: Eukaryota; Euglenozoa; Kinetoplastea; Trypanosomatida; Trypanosomatidae
Product: peroxidase
Exons: 1
Coding region: 1-1140 (379 amino acids)
Biological process (GO): cellular response to oxidative stress; response to reactive oxygen species; hydrogen peroxide catabolic process
Molecular function (GO): heme binding; peroxidase activity
Source: RefSeq, a predicted model, not a curated record
AUGUGGAGGCCGUUGCGCAUAUCUCUCGCCACAUUUAGUUCCUAUGCUUGUUUCUGCGCGUCAACGCCAACGUUGGCAUCCUCGUCUACAUUGGCAGGUGGUGCGGCAGGCCGUUGCUUCAGAGCUCCGGCGAGUGUUGGCAGUGACGCAAGGAAUGCAAAGCAGCAGCAAGCAAAUCCGUACAAGUCAUGGGAGCACUUGAAUCAUAAGUGGCUUAUUAUGAUGUGCAUCGGCUGCCUCGCAGGGGGUCUUGCGGCCGGCCAGGUGGUGGACGUGGACGAGAAUGCUCUGCGUCCCCCGUUUUCGAAGGAAGCUGUGCUUGCAGACAUUGGAAAGACCUUCGAGUUUCGCCCCGAUUUGGCUGCCACAAGCAUCCGUGUGGCCUUUCUCCUUGCUGCUCGCCGUGCGGGGUUUGCCACAGACAACCUUGAUGAGUCCUGUGCUGUCGUCAGCGGUCUGGACGACAUCGCGGGUGUGCUGCGCCAGCUUGCGACUGUGCACGGGGUUUCGACGGAAGACGCCGCCUCGCUCGUGGCGGUGGCGGCUGUGAAGUUUUUGAAAGGGCCUUCUGAAACGAUUGAGAGCAGCUGGCGGUGGGGGCGUAACGACACAGAUGUCGCGGUCCCACGGAAGAAACGGCUUGCUGACAGUGAAUCCGGCUGUAUUGAUGUCCCAACAAUAAUUGAGGGGCUCGGCGGUCUCACAGCGGAGGAGUGCGUUGCCCUUAUGGCGUGCCACAGUGUAGGGGAAUUCCACGAACACGUCAGCGGCAUCGACGGCGUGUCGCACAUUGGUAGCCAGUACAAACUGAGCCACGAGUAUUACAAAUUUCUUUUGGCCAAUGAAAAGCGUUUCUUCGAGCUGGAGGUGCCUCGGACGGAGGAGAAUAAGGCAAUCCAGCGUCUUCCAAAGGACUUUGUCUGCGUGUACACACAGGUGGGAAAGAAGAAUAAAAGGCGGCAAUGUGUCUUUAACCGGCGCGAGGUGGAGGCCCUGCUACGCAACAAAACUUGGAGGAAGCUGACGGAGCAGUACGCGGCGGAUGAGACGGCGUGGUCUGUGGCUUUUCAGUCUGCCUUUACAAAAAUGAUCGAGUGUCAUUUUAAGCGCCUGCGAACGUACAACAGGUCCUCGGCGUAA